AUGACGACGUUGCAUACGCCAGCCAAAACCAAUAAGGGCAAUGAAGAGGCAGAAGCUGCAUUGAAUACGCUGGUCCACAUGCGUGGAAUGGCGCAAGGAAAUGUCACUCGAAUCAAGAACAUCUUGGCUCGAGCCGAAGCGGAUCAGACUGAACUAACUCCUGCUCAAGUAAAGGUCUAUAUCAAGAAGGUGGAAACCGCAUACACCGAAUAUCACCAGUUACAUCAGCAAGUUGUGGCCAGUCUUCCAAUCAACAAACGAGAAGAGCAGGAUGCAAAGUACUUGAGUUUUGAAACGUUACAUGAAGAGGUAUCAACUAUUCUCGAAACCUGGCUCGGGAAUCUGACAGCACCUCCACAGAAUCAGCUCCAACAAAUGGCCCCAGUCACUGGGAAUCAGCAACCGGUGGUAAUCCAGCAGUCCCUUCCUCGUGCGAUUCCCACGUUUGACGGAAGAUACGAGAACUGGGAAAAAUUUAAAAUCAUGUUUCGCGACGCCGUGGACCGUACCAACGAAGCACCACGCAUAAAGCUGUACCAUCUUGAGAAGGCUCUCGUUGGUGACGCAAUGGGGCUUAUCGAUGUGAAGACGAUUAGCGACGGGAACUACGAACACGCCUGGAAACUUUUAGAGGAGCGUUUCGAGGAUAAAAGGCGAAUGAUCGACAUUCACAUCGCUGGCUUACUCGGAACAAAGAAAAUACCGAAGGAUGAUUAUGCCGAUCUGAGAACACUGGUCGAAAGUAUUAGCGGUCACGUGGAGAAUCUCAAGUUUCUCAACCAGCAAUUCACAGGUGUGUCGGAGCUAAUUGUCGUUCAUCUUGUCGCUCGUUCUUUGGAUGCGACAACGAAGAAAGAGUGGGAAUCAACAAUAAAGCGAGGCGAGCUUCCCACCUACGAAAACACCAUCAAGUUUUUGAAGGACCGCGUCUCAGUUCUGGAGAGAUGUCAGGGUUCAAACGAAGAAUCUCGGUCCCAGCGAGGAACAGCCAAACAACUAACAGGGAAAUUUGCAGUUUCGAAGGCCAACACCGUAACGGCCUCUUCGACAUCGGAUCCACAUUGUGAGAUGUGUGGAGAAAGACAUCCUACGUUCAAGUGUUCGUCGUUUAACAGCCUUUCCACGAGUGAACGGCUGUCCAAAGUUAAAGAGAGGAACAUCUGUUUUAACUGCUUGAGGCGUGGACACAGCGUGAAGAACUGUCCAUCGAAGAAGUCUUGCUUUAGGUGCAACAAGAAGCAUCAUACAUUGUUGCACUUGGAGGGUAAUGCCAGCUCGACGAGGCCUUCGAGUGAGAGCAGUGAAGAGAAGCAUUCGCAGUCUAACCCAAAUUCUGCGAUUGGAAUUCCUGGCUCCAGUAAAGCACCGGAGUCCAAUAAGAAACCGGAGACCCAGCCAUUGGUCACGGCAGUACACACUAACAACCCGAUGAAUUUGGCGAGUCAGGUGAUCUUACAAACCGCCCUUGUUCAAGUGGAUGAUCAACAUCAGCGCUCUCGUUUGUGCAAAGCCCUGUUAGACUGCGGAUCCCAAUGGAAGAAAUGUAAUGACUACUCAUUCCUCGUGAAUUGCUUGGUCUCACCGAAAAUCACCGGUCGCAUUCCAUCGGUGAAGAUAAAUUUGGACAAUUGGGAACUGCCACAAGGUCUAAAACUGGCUGAUCCGUCGUUCCAUGAACCCAGCCAAAUUGAUUUGCUUAUUGGCAUGGACUGGUUCUAUGAUAUAAUGAAACCAGGGUGCUUUAAACUAAACGACGACCUACCUAGCCUUCAUGACUCCCAACUGGGAUGGUUAGUGGGUGGUAAGCUGCUCGAGAGGUCCUGUUCAAACCUUGCGAUGAACUCCUGCGCUGUUAGCGUCGAUCCAAUGGAAGAGCUUAUGCAUAAAUUUUGGGAAGUGGAAAGCGUUUCACCAGAGAUGGUUCCUUCGAGCGAGAAGGAGCAGUGCGAAGCACACUUCACUGCAACAUAUCGUCGAGACGACAGUGGUCGUUUUAUCCUCCAUCUACCGCUGAAGGACAACGCUCCCCAGCUGGCAGAUUCUCGUUCUAUGGCCUUGCGAAGAUUUUACAUGUUGGAAUCGAAGCUACAACAGAUGGUUCCUUCGAGCGAGAAGGAGCAGUGCGAAGCACACUUCACUGCAACAUAUCGUCGAGACGACAGUGGUCGUUUUAUCCUCCAUCUACCGCUGAAGGACAACGCUCCCCAGCUGGCAGAUUCUCGUUCUAUGGCCUUGCGGAGAUUUUACAUGUUGGAAUCGAAGCUACAACGUAACCCAGAUUUGAAAGUCCAGUACGACGCCUUCUUGGAUGAGUACGAGACUCUUGGGCAUUGCCACGAGAUCAAGGAGCAUGAUGACCCCCCUGGAAUAUUGAAGUUUUAUCUUCCUCAUCAUGCUGUUUUACGUCCCUCAAAAACGACUACCAAAUGUCGAGUUGUGUUCAACGCAUCGGCCAAGGUGUUUGGAUUAUCACUCAAUGACGUGAUGAUGGUCGGUGCUACAGUGCAGAGCGAUUUGCUGUCCAUAAUUCUUCGCUUUCGAAAGUUUCGAUACGUUUUGAGUGCAGACGUAUCAAAAAUGUAUCGUCAGAUGCUGAUCGACCCCGCCUUCACUCCAUUACAGCGGAUUUUCUGGCGGAAGUCCCCUCAAGAUCCUCUGCGAGUCCUCGAGUUAUCAACAGUGACAUAUGGUACAGCGGCGGCCCCAUUCUUGGCAACGCGGGCUCUUCUUCAAUUAGCUCGCGAUGAACGACACAGAUUUCCUCUCGCAGCGAUGAUCGUGGAAAGGAAUUUCUACAUCGAUGAUGCACUGUUUGGUUCCGACGAUUAUGGAGAAGCGUGUGAACUUCGGGACCAACUGAUAGGCCUACUGAAAUCCGGUGGGAUGCAUCUACACAAGUGGUCUUCCAACGAUGAUAGCCUUUUGGAUCCUAUUCCCAAUGAAGACAGAGAGCGAUGCGUUCCACUUGGUGACAGCGGUAUCAACGACAUUAUAAAAACAUUGGGUUUAAUGUGGAACCCUUCUACUGAUGAAUUCCUGUUUCGAUCGCAAUCUCCAGAGAAGAUCAAAGAACCAACAAAGCGACAAGUUCUGUCCGAAAUCGCCAAGAUUUUCGAUCCUCUUGGUCUUAUUUCUCCUGUGGUAGUAGUGGCGAAGAUUCUGAUGCAAAAUCUAUGGAUUUGUAAGCUGAAAUGGGACGAUCCGUUGGACGAUGGCCUUUUGUACCAAUGGGAAAGCUUUUUGACAUCGCUGCCAUCUUGUGAGCAGAUUCGGAUUCCACGCCAAGUUAUAUCAAGCGAAGCUAUCCACUACGAGCUUCAUGGGUUCGCCGAUGCCUCCCAGAAGGCAUACGGUGCUUGCGUAUACGUGAGGUCGAUUUUUCCUGAUGGCAGAGCAUCAUUGAGGCCAGUCAGCGCGAAGUCUAAAAUAGCACCGAUCACACCUGUGACGAUUCCGAGAAAAGAGUUACUAGCCGCUCGACUUCCAACAAGGUUAAAUAGUAAGGUUAAAGAAGCAUUAGAAAUGAACUUCACGUCUACGAUAUUGUGGUCUGAUAGUCAGGUUGUACUGGCAUGGCUACGAAAGCCACUUGAUAGUCUUCAAGUGUUUGUUCGCCACAGAGUUGCAGAGAUUACGUCCCACAAGCAUAUUGUCUGGAAGUACGUUCGGACCGACCAGAAUCCAGCGGACAGUGUGUCACGAGGACAAGCUGCCAAGGAAUUAGCAGAAAAUGACCUCUGGUGGAAUGGACCUCACUUUUUGCGUACCGUCGACUACCAAGAAGAGGAACCAAUUACUCUUACGGAUGUCGAGAUUCCAGAGUUGAGGGUUCAGCUGGCAGCUUUGCCAGUGAUGAACUACGAAGAAUUCCCACUCUUGACAAAGUAUAGCUCCUUCCGGAAAACGCAGCGGAUUUUGGCAUACGUGCUACGCUUCAUAUCGAAUACUAGAAAGAAGAAGGAAGACCGGUUGCUUUCAGCGUACCUCACCUUACCAGAACUUCGAACGGCAUUGCAUUUUAUCGUUGGAGCUGUCCAGCAUCAGGAGUUCUCCAAGGAGAUCGAGUGCAUUAGGUCAGGAGAGUUCAACCAUCGUCUAAAUAACUUGAAACCGUUUCUGCACAAUGAUCUACUGCGAGUGGGUGGUCGACUUAGCCAUUCUGAUCUACCAUUCGAAGUGAAACAUCAGUUGAUAUUACCUGACAAGAGUCCCAUCGUUCGUGGUUUAAUCGCCGAUAUACAUCGCGAGAAUCUCCACACUGGAUGCAGCAGCGUUCAAUAUCUUCUACGACAACAGUUUUGGUUGAUCAACGCAAGAUCUACCAUCAGAAAGGUGUUGAGAGGUUGUGUCACUUGCUUCCGAAUGAAGCCUACUACGAUCGAUCAACAAAUGGGGGAUUUGCCGUCAUACCGUGUCACCUCUGCACCAGCCUUUGAGAGAGUUGGACUUGACUUUGCAGGUCCAAUCUACGUGAAGCAACCUGGACGGAAAGCCACUUCAAUAAAGGGUUACAUCUGUGUCUUUGUAUGCAUGGUCACGAAGGCCAUGCAUCUGGAAGCAGUGGAAGAUUUGUCAGCAGAUUCAUUCCUGGCCUCAUUUCAGCGCUUCGUAUCCCGGCGAGGCUUUCCGAAGGAAGUGUUCAGCGACAACGGAACAAAUUUCAUCGGUGCAAGAUCAGCUUUGCGGGAUCUGUAUCUACUCUUCAAGGAGGAAGCCACCCAGAACAAGAUCUUCGAGUACUGUCAAGCGAAGCAGAUUGACUGGAGAACGAUACCCCCAAACGCGCCACACUUUGGUGGGCUUUGGGAAGCUGGAGUGAAGAGCGUAAAGACAGUACUAAAGAAAGUGUAUCAAUCUACUUCAUUGACACUCUUCGGACUUUCCACCCUGUUAUGUCAGAUUGAAGCAAUACUGAAUUCGAGACCAUUGUAUUCCUUAUCAAGCGACCCAACGGAACCGGAAGUGCUAACUCCUGGACAUUUCAUCAAAAACCGUCCACUUUUGGCUAUUCCCGAACCAUCAUUGAUGCAUCUUCCGACCAAUCGACUAUCGCACUGGCAGCGCAUACAGCAGUUGCGCGAACACUUUUGGAAGCGAUGGUCUAAGGAGUAUGUCACCGAGCUGCAAGUAAGUGGAAAGUGGACCAACAAAAGGAACAACAUUCGACCUGGAAUGAUUGUCGUGCUAAAGGAAGAUAAUCUUCCCCCUCAAUGCUGGAGACUGGGACGUGUUGUGAAGGUUUAUCCUGGAGCCGACGAUUUGGUAAGAGUGGUUGAUGUCCAGACAAAAACGGGUACGUUUCAAAGGCCGAUACACAAACUUGCGCCUUUGCCGAUAGCUGAUAAUGAGUCUUCUUCUGCAAUUUCCACUUCUUGCCUGGGGGAGAAUGUUCAGUCCAACCUGUUCGAACUGAAGCGACAGAGUGGCAGCGAGCGAACGCUUUAUAUCCACUAA
This is a messenger RNA of Wyeomyia smithii (pitcher-plant mosquito), 5454 nucleotides long. RefSeq lists its product as uncharacterized. The coding region runs from base 1 to 5454 and encodes 1817 amino acids. The record is from RefSeq and is a predicted model, not a curated record. Gene Ontology annotation, molecular function: nucleic acid binding; zinc ion binding. The transcript is spliced from 4 exons. Gene Ontology annotation, biological process: DNA integration. NCBI's taxonomy places the organism in Eukaryota, Metazoa, Arthropoda, Insecta, Diptera, Culicidae.